Messenger RNA from Eimeria mitis, 456 nucleotides. RefSeq lists its product as uncharacterized. The record is from RefSeq and is a predicted model, not a curated record. The transcript has a single exon. Bases 1 to 456 code for a protein of 151 amino acids. NCBI's taxonomy places the organism in Eukaryota, Apicomplexa, Conoidasida, Eucoccidiorida, Eimeriidae.
AUGGAGAAUUCUAAGAACCUCAGUAUACACCAGAACCCUGCGGGGGCCCCUGGGGGGCCCCCGGGGGCCCUCAGCAGCAAACCAGAGACGAAGGCCAAGGCAUGCGAGCAGCAGCAGCAGCAGCAGCAGCAGCAGCAGCAGAGAGCAGCAGCAGCAGCAGAAACAAUAGCAGCAGCAACAGCAGCAACAACAGCAGCAGCAGCAGCAGCAUCAACGAUAGAAGACAGUGCUGCUGCUGCUACUGCCGAUACACCCUGUGCGUCCCCUUCUGCUGCAGCAGCAGGUGCAGCAGCAGGCGUAGCAGCAGCAGCAGCAGCAGCAGCAGCAGCAGCAGGAACAGCAGCAGCAGCAGCAGCAGCAGAAGGAGAGGGAGCAUUAAGAACAGGGAGAAGGCGACCCACCCUAACCCUAGCAGAGCUCCCCAAGAGGGUUUUAGAAUGCCAGGUAAAACCCUAA